AUGGAGAUGAACUAUCAUUUGCUCUUUAAAAUUCUGCUUGUUGGAGAUGUAGAAGUGGGAAGAUCUGCUCUACCACACUCCACAGCGUCUGAGACUCCCACUUCGACGCCAAAUAUUGGAGUUGAAUUCCUGAAAAAGACCUUAGAAAUCGGUGAGUACAAAAGAUGGAGCUGCGACACAAUUCGUGUCUUUAUAAUGCCUUUGAUAAUGAUUUACAAACAACUCGGCAAUUCAGGCAACUACUUUUGCUCUACUUGUAGUAGUUUUAUUUGUAUUUUUAUCAGUUGGAACGACGAAUUGCCCGGUUAUGAGGAAACGGGAGUACAAUAAAACAACAGUUGUUAAUCAGACGGGCGGGAAGUUGGUUCGAUAGCGGAUGUGUUAGCGUUGCGUGUUUAGUUUACAUGUAAAGAUUAGUGACACCUCAUGCAUUUCUGGCAUUUCUGAGUUCGCUUUUACAAUCUCCAGAAAGAAAGAAAAUCAAACUACAAAUAUGGAACAUAACAGGUCAAGAAAGGUAAGUCUACCAAAUGUUUUAUUUCCUAUGGGUUUCCUAUGAAUUAUAUAUCGCUGAACAUCUAGCCAACGAGCUCGAGGGUGGACUGGGGCAAGAGUGGAUGAACUAGAUUGCGCAAUGCUUAUUUUUAACACAGGUCACCCAAGGUCAGUUUAAGAAAACGAACGUGACUCUGGCGUCAUAAUCAUGUCAUUUCUUUAUGAUGAUGUCAUCAUCAUCAUCAUCAUCAUCAUCAGCAUCACAUCCUUUAUUUAAAAACGAUAAGAAUUCAAAAUUAAUUGAUGCACCCUGUCAGGUCGAGUCGUGCGAUAAACAGAUCUGAGUAAAAGUUAAAAUUAGAUCACUGACAAUACAAAAUUAUAAACAAUUGCCCUAAGAAUGAUAUUGGUUAAGAAAUUAAGAGGAGGCACAGAAAAAAAUCUUCUUAAGGCACUUAACGUAAAUUGAUCCCGUCAUUUUUAACACGCGAGUUCCGGCUUCUUUUAUAGUUUUCUUUGCCUGUUACAGCUUAGUUUCUAUUCUGAGAAAUUCUCAACUUGAAUCUGACGUUUGCCGUAAACGUGACUCUUAGUCUCUCUAUUACUACGGGCUCCACUCUCCCGUAAAUAUAACUCAAAAAUACUUUUUAAAUUUAGCUCCCAGGCCUUGACUCCUAGUUACUACCACGGCACACUCGGCUUUAUCCUCGUGUAUGACAUCACAGAUGACGCAUCUUUUAACCGCAUCGGUAAUUGGUUAAGCAUCAUCGAACAGAACGCCAGUGAAAAAGACUUUCAAAAACUACUGUUUGCAAACAAGUCGCGCUGCUGGUGCGAGGCGUUAAGAACAGUCACUACGGAGAGAGGAGAACUAUAUGCUCGAGAACAUGGAAUGAGAUUUUUUGAGUCAGAUAACCUGGAUCAGGCCAUAAGUUUGAUAACACAAGACAUUUUAAAGAAAGAUCAAGAACAGCCCGCAAUGAAACUGCUCUGUGACAUUAAUAAAUAAUUAAUGACAUUUUGAAAUGUAGACUACGAGCAGUCCCCCAUUCAUUUUUCUCUCUCUCCGCCGCGUGUCGCCUUUUCUCGCGUGGGGUCAUUUUCCCGCGCGCUCGCGUUUCGCUCGCUCUACUAUCCCCGAGGGAAAAUGGGGGACUACUCGUAGUCUAUUUGAAAUGCAACGGAUAGGUAGUGGUACCAGGUAAAAGGAAGAUCUAUGUAUCUAUCAAAAACUAUAUAAAGUAACUUAAAGGUGUUUUUAUUUAACAUCAGCGGCUCCUCAUACUAGAUAUUAAAACAAUUGUUAAAAAGACUUCUACAGUGGAACCUCGAUACAACGAAGGGCCAAGAGACUGAUGAAAUGUAUUCGCUAUAAGGAGGUUCUUUUCCAUAUAUUUUACUAUUACUGGGGUUAGCUAAGGAAUAUUUAACAAUUAUUCCUCGAGCCCGAAUGGACUCUG
Molecule: messenger RNA, 1955 nt
Organism: Porites evermanni
Lineage: Eukaryota; Metazoa; Cnidaria; Anthozoa; Scleractinia; Poritidae
Source: the annotation of a GenBank genome assembly